AUGCUCAAAUGGAUUCUCUUCCCUCUCUCUGUAUAUUAUGGGGGUAAAUAUGCAGGGAAAGUGUUGAUAGAUGAAGAAGCAAAAAUGAACUUUGGACAAAGAUGUAAAAAAGUAGGCCUUGACGCUGAGAAACACAUUGUUACAACUGAAGAUGGAUAUGUGCUACAACUUUUCAGAGUGAAAUCUAGUGAAGAACAGAGUUCUCAACCUCCAAUUUACUUUCAUCAUGGAUCCCAAGCCUCAGCAUUGGAUUGGGUGGCCAACAAAGAAAAAUCUUCUCCAUUUGUAUUAGCGAAGAAUGGAUAUGAUGUAUGGGUAGCAAAUGCGAGAGGAUGAGCAUACAGUAAACUUCAUAAAUAUCUUGAUCCUGAAAAUGACCCUGAGUUUUGGAAUUUCUCAUUUGAUGAAAUGGCUAAGUAUGAUUCGAAAGCUAUUAUUGAGCAUAUUAGGAAAAACAAUGAUCACAAAUCGCACAGAGUCAGCUUUAUUGGACAUUCUCAAGGAGGAUCUAUAAUCCUUGCAGCAUUGUCAGAAGAUCCGAAAUGGUUUGAAGAUAAACUCAGUCUUGCGGUUGCUGUUGCCCCUGCCACAAGGAUGAAAUUAACCAAAGCAAAGGGUCUCCAAAAGAUGUGAAAAAGUGAUUUUAUCCAGAAAAUAGUGAGCAUGCUAAAGAAGCAUAGAAUGGAUCCUCCAAAUCCGAUUAUUAACUCAGCUUGGUGCUGAUUAACAAAAGUGUGUCCUCCAAUAAUGAUAAGAUCAAUGAAGAAGGUUAAUGACUCGAAUCCAGCUUCAAACAACUUGGAUUCCUGCCAAAUUCUCUGGUAUAGCCAUCCUAAUGGAACCUCUUUCAAGGCUGUAAAGCAUUGGAGUCAGAUAAUCAAAAGUGGAAGAUUUGAAAAGUUUGAUUAUGGAAGAGAAAAGAACUUAAAAAUUUAUGGAAAAGAAGAACCUCCACUUUACAAUCUCUCUAAAGUUCAAGAAUCAAAUAUCCCAAUUGCUCUUCUUACAGGCAAAAACGAUAUGCUCGCCUCCCCUGAAGACUGAGAAUGGACAAAAACCGAAUUAGGAAGCGCAUGAAGGUUCCACAAAGAAUACGAUUAUGGCCAUAUGACCUUCGUUGCAGGAAAGGACAACUCAUACAUCAAGGACAUCAUGAAAUUGCUUAAGGAAUAUAGUGAAUAG
Moneuplotes crassus is the source of this 1182-nucleotide messenger RNA. NCBI's taxonomy places the organism in Eukaryota, Ciliophora, Spirotrichea, Euplotida, Euplotidae. The record is from the annotation of a GenBank genome assembly.